AUUUAUGACAAAGUCCAGUUUUCAAAGAUGUCAAAACUAAAUGACUGCUUGUUUUCUGUGGAUAGUUUGUUUUUUGAAAACCCAGAUGAAAUUGAAAACUAUCCAGACAAUGAAAAAUCAUUGGAUUGGUUUCUUCCUCCUCCUCCAUUGAUUUCAGAAAUUCCAGAUACUCAGGAAUUAGAGGAGGAAAUAGAAAGUCAUAAAUUGCAAGGUCAGGAAAAUAAUUCAAAAAUGUUAAUGUCAAAUUUAAAGAUUACUAAUGAAGACAUAAAUUAUAUUUCACCAACACAAAAAUUCCAGUUUCCCUCUUAUAAAUAUGAAUAUGAUUAUCUAAAUUUAGGAGUAGCAGGUAUUAAUGACUCAUCACAUGUUGCUGGCAAGCUGACAUAUGGUUCUUCUCAGAAAUAUACAAACCACAUGGGCACCAAGAUAGCACCUGAGGAUACUGUUCCUGAUGAUGCAAAAUUAGGUAACGUUAUAGAGGAAAAGGGAGAGAGCACACCAGCAUUUCGAAAAAGAUUAUUUAAAAUAUGUGACAAUAUGCAUGGAGGUACUUAUUCUAAUAACAGUGCAAACUUGGACUCCGUAGUUAACUCAGUGAAAAUUAUUCAAACAGAAAUGAACAAGGAGAAAUCAUGGAACUGUAGCAAUAAUAAGCAAAAACCUCAAUCAAACAUGUUUAUAGCAAAUGAAGCUUUUUCAUCUUCUGAAACUGGAGAUGACAUACUCAAAGUACCAUCAUUUUCACUUGCAUCCCAACCUCAUAAUAUUCAAGGGGUAACCAGAAGUGGUAUAGGUUCCUUGAAGGCUGUCACAGAAAUUCCAGCAAAAUUUAGAAGUAUUUUCAAAGAAUUCCCAUAUUUCAACUAUAUACAGUCCAAAGCCUUUGAUGAUCUUCUUUAUACAGAUAGAAAUUUUGUAAUUUGUGCUCCAACUGGUUCUGGAAAAACUGUAAUGUUCGAACUAGCUAUAACAAGAUUGUUAAUGGAAGUACCAUUGCCAUGGUUAAACAUUAAAAUUGUUUACAUGGCACCAAUAAAAGCCCUAUGUAGUCAGCGUUUUGAUGACUGGAAAGAAAAAUUUGGACCAAUUGGAUUGAAUUGUAAAGAACUCACUGGAGAUACAGUUAUAGAUGACCUAUUUGAGAUUCAGCAUGCCCAUAUUAUUAUGACAACUCCAGAGAAAUGGGAUAGCUUGACUAGGAAAUGGAGAGACAACUCUUUGGUUCAACUGGUGCGACUAUUUCUCAUUGAUGAGGUACAUAUUGUAAAAGAUGAAUAUCGUGGUCCAACUCUUGAAGUUGUAGUCAGCAGAAUGAAAACUGUACAGUCUUUAUCUCAGCCUUUAGAAAAUACUAGCACUUUUAUCCCAAUGAGAUUUGUAGCUGUGUCUGCAACAAUUCCAAAUGCUGAGGAUAUUGCAGAAUGGAUUUCAGAUGGUGAAAGACCUGCUGUAUGUCUGAAAAUGGAUGAAAGCCAUAGACCUGUGAAACUUCGGAAAGUGGUUCUGGGAUUUCCCUGCAGUAGUAACCAAACUGAAUUUAAGUUUGAUUUAACCCUCAACUACAAAAUUGCCAGUGUUAUACAAACAUACUCUGAUCAGAAGCCCACACUUGUGUUCUGUGCAACUAGGAAAGGUGUGCAACAGGCUGCUUCUGUUCUUGUGAAAGAUGCUAAAUUUAUUAUGACUAUGGAACAGAAACAAAGGUUACAGAAGUAUGCAUAUUCCACAAGAGAUUCAAAACUGAGAGAUAUCCUAAUACAUGGUGUUGCUUAUCAUCAUGCUGGCAUGGAGCUGUCAGAUAGAAAAGUAGUUGAAAGAGCUUUUACUACUGGAGAUCUACCAGUUCUUUUUACUACCAGUACUUUAGCUAUGGGAGUAAACUUGCCUGCUCACCUAGUAGUUAUAAAAUCUACAAUGCAUUAUACUGGAGGGAUGUUUGAAGAAUACAGUGAAACAGAUAUUCUACAAAUGAUCGGUAGAGCUGGUCGUCCUCAAGUAAGUAACAGUAAUUUUACUUUUCAUAACCUGUAUUAGAGACAUGGCAAAAUAAAAACUGUUUUGUGCAUUGUAACAAUUAAAAGUCAUUUGCACAGACAUCUUAUUGAACAUUUAAAUGCAGAGAUAGUAUUGCAUACCAUCACAGAUGUGAAUAUUGCUUUGGAAUGGAUACGAUCAACUUUGCUUUAUAUCAGAGCCUUGAAAAACCCAUCUCAUUAUGGUUUUACAUCUGGAUUGAACAAAGAUGGAAUUGAAGCAAAAUUACAAGAAUUAUGUUUGAAGAAUCUGAAUGAUUUGUCAUCUCUUGACUUGAUAAAGAUGGAUGAAGGUGUUAAUUUCAAACCAACAGAGGCAGGAAGACUAAUGGCUUGGUAUUAUAUUACAUUUGAAACAGUGAAGAAAUUUUGUACAAUCAGUGGAAAAGAAUCUUUAUCAGAUCUGGUUGCAAUGAUAGCUAGCUGCAAUGAAUUUCUAGAUGUGCAGUUAAGGAUAAAUGAAAAGAAAACACUGAAUACUUUGAACAAAGAUCCAAAUCGGGUAACCAUCAGAUUUCCAAUGGAAGGAAGAAUUAAAACAAGGGAAAUGAAAGUAAAUUGUCUUAUACAGGCUCAAUUAGGAUGUAUUCCAAUACAAGAUUUUGCUUUGACACAAGACACCUCAAAGAUUUUCAGAAAUGGCUCACGAAUUACAAGAUGGUUGUCAGAUUUUGUGGCUACUCAGGAAAAGAAGUUUGCUGUACUGUUGAAUAGUUUGAUUUUAGCUAAAUGUUUUAGAUGCAAACUAUGGGAAGACUCUCUGCAUGUAUCCAAACAGCUAGAAAAAAUUGGUAUAACAUUGUCAAAUACCAUGGUAAAUGCAGGUUUGACCUCCUUUAAAAAAAUAGAAGAUACAGAUGCAAGGGAACUUGAACUGAUUUUAAAUAGACACCCCCCUUUUGGAACCCAAAUAAAAGAAGCUGUGUUAUAUCUGCCAAAAUACGAACUUGAAGUGGAACAGAUUACAAGAUAUAGUGAUACUGUGGCUGAAAUAUUAGUGACCAUUAUAUUAAGGAACUUUGAACAGCUACAAAAUAAAAGAACAGCGCCAGAUUCUCACUAUAUUACCUUAAUCAUAGGUGAUGCAGAUAAUCAAGUGGUUUUUAAGCACAGAGUUAUGGAUUCUGCUUUGCUCAAAACUGGAAGUUGGACUAAAAAAAUUGAUGUGAAGAGAGCUCUUAUAUCUGAAGAUCUUAGCAUAAAUCUAAUUAGUUCUGAUUUUGUUGGACUUGAUAUUCAGCAGAAAUUUACAGUCUUUUACUUAGGACCCAAGAGGUUUGGAAAUCAAAUAAUUAUACAAAGAAAAUCAGAAAUGGAGAUUUCCCAUUCUAAAUAUUCAGCUAGAUCUACUGUAGCAGGCCCCAAUAAAGGUAAAUAUGAAAAUGUAACAGAAAUACCUGAUAGGCAAACAACCAAGGAUGACCAGAUAUGUAGUUGCUUCAGGAUGAGCACCAAUAAAACAAGAGAGUUACCAGGAAAGAAAAAGUCAAAAGAAUUCAGGUAUAGUGAAUUCAGCUUAUUUAGCUUAAUGAAAGGAAGUUCCAGGAUGACAGCUAUAAGGCAGGCUUCCAUUGUACAGAUGAAUAAAUCUCAAAGUGUGGACCUUAAAGGGUUUGGUUUUACUCCCAAACCUUCCCUUCCUAGUUUAUCAAGGUCAGAAUAUUUAAACAUACCUGAAUUGCCUGUAAUGGAGCAAUGUGAUCAGCAUGAAAUCCAUGGAAAAGUUCAACAAGAGCCAUCUGAAUAUCAAGACAAAAAUUUUUUUAGAUGGAACUAUUCUACAACUUCAAAGGAGAAAGACUCUCAAACAAUGGCGUUCAACAGAAAUCUUAAUAUAUCUGGAAACCAAAAUUUGAUAGAUACGGAUAAAAGUAAUUCCCCAUAUUCAGAGGUUUUGAAUGUGAACUUUGAAUUGGGAAAUGAAGUUUGGGAUGAUUUUGAUGAUGAAAACUUAAUAGAAGUUACUAAUUUUUCAGUUGAUACUAAGAAUAUAAAGACACCAGGGUCUGAAAACACUUUGAUUUCAAGUAUCAGGGGAAGUAAGCUACCUUUCCAACAGUCAAAGAGCAAAUUCCAAAGAGAAAUGUCAAACAGUUUUGUUUCGUCACACAAGAAGCCAGCCAUUUGUUUGUCAAAUUCUGCUAUGUCCAAGUUUGAUAUAUCCUCCAUGACACAAUUUUCUCAACAAGCUGGAAAUGCAAAUAUUGACCAUUUACAGGAAAGAAAAAAGCAAUGUUUGUCACCAGAGAUUGAGAAACUGUCCUUUACUCACUUCAAAAAUAUUUCAAAUUUUUCAAAUUUCAAGAAAGUAGAUUUUUUUUUUAGAAACAGUGAAUCCAUAAAGGAAGUUGAUUCCAGGUAAGAACUCUUAAUAUAUUCAUGAUUAUGUCAGUAAAGACAUCUUACAAAGAAAUUCGGCUUUCCUUUUUCCUUGAUUCAUUUUAAAGACCAGAACCUAAACAUAUGAAAGACAUUGAAAUUUUAGACCUGUAGUGAGCUAAGCUCUUUUAAGAUAUUUCACAGCAUCAAAUAUUCUAAUUUUUGAAACUAUAUUGAGUUCAUAAACUUAUUUUUACUGAUUCAAAUAUAGCUUUUUUGUAUAAAGUAUAGCAUCAUUUGAGAAAUACAAAUGAAAUCAGCUAAUUUUUAAGAAAUUCAGUUGUAUUUGAGCUAUACAGUUAUUUCACAAUUCAAUAGGUUCAAUGAAAAAAGUCACAGCCAGGGGUGGUGGCAUAUGCCUAUAAUCUCAGUAACUCAGAAGUCUGUAAGACAGAAGGAUCCCAAGUUGAAGGUCAGCCUCAGCAACUUAGUGAGACACUAAGAACUU
Messenger RNA from Ictidomys tridecemlineatus (thirteen-lined ground squirrel), 4863 nucleotides. The record is from RefSeq and is a predicted model, not a curated record. NCBI's taxonomy places the organism in Eukaryota, Metazoa, Chordata, Mammalia, Rodentia, Sciuridae.